GAACAAUCGACGGCCUCUUCAUUUCAGCGAGAACGGUGCGACCAAGCCCGAAGAUCCUAUCCUAGAAGAAGCUGCUCGGCGAGCUCGUUGGAGAGAUAAAGAGGGUAUCGGAAAGGGCAGAUUUCGAUCCGGAGCUGGCUAUGAGAGUAGUCAACAUGCUCGAUGGCAAAAUCGCAGGGAACGGUGGUGCUAGUUACGACAUGCAGAAUCCCAUUAAGGUCAGCGGUAAAAGGAGGCCCAGGGAGAAGCGAAUCGAGAGUAGCAAUGAGCUGAACAAGAGGAAAAGGCAGAGCAAGGUGAAGGCUGGAGUCAAGAAAGAGGAAGACCUCAAGAAAUCCCAAGACAGUAGGGGUUCGCAAUGAAAGAAGG
This is a messenger RNA of Gamsiella multidivaricata, 369 nucleotides long. RefSeq lists its product as uncharacterized. The transcript has a single exon. The record is from RefSeq and is a predicted model, not a curated record. The coding region runs from base 141 to 362 and encodes 73 amino acids. Lineage: Eukaryota; Fungi; Mortierellomycota; Mortierellomycetes; Mortierellales; Mortierellaceae.